Messenger RNA from Mesorhabditis belari, 1626 nucleotides. The record is from the annotation of a GenBank genome assembly. NCBI's taxonomy places the organism in Eukaryota, Metazoa, Nematoda, Chromadorea, Rhabditida, Rhabditidae.
AUGGGACGAACACGCAGUCAGACUGUCUUGAAUGGGAGGGAAGAGAAUCGGGUGAAGAAUCGAGAAGCGGCUGGAAAUGCAAAGAAUCGAUCUAAAAGUCUGAAUAACUCCGCAACUUCGAGAAUGAAACGAAAAGCAAACGCUGAUCCGGAAGAAACGACUUCUUUUCCAAAGCAAACAUUCACAAGAGGCUUGUCGCUUGUCAAAGAUGGUCUCCAUAAUAAGUCCACAAUUCCCGCUGAAGAUCCACCAACAGAAGAAGAUGAGGAUCCCCUAUGGACCCCUAUGAAAACCUCACAGAGAGAUAAGAAUAGGAAUAAGGAUAAGUGCCAGUUCCCGGAUUGCCAAUCAGAUUGUCGAGCAAGAGUUCCAUCUACAUGCUAUUAUCAUAUGAUUAUCCAUGGUUCACGGAGAUUUCAUUGUUCAAAGUGUCAUUUCACAACCCAUCAACACGACAAUGUUGCUCAACAUUUAAAAGGAAAUUGUGGAGGAAAAAGUGUCGACAAACUAGAUCAGAGCAUGAUCGACGAAUGGCGUCAAUUGUCAAGGAUUUGCUAUCCGACACGAGCGAAGGAAAUCAAUGCAUUCAUCACAAAGAAAGAAGUAAAGCUCCUUGCCAGUUCAAACCUCCAAACCGAUCAGGGUGCAACGGAAGAGAUGAAUGAGGAAUCACGGAACAAGUCAAAUAAAUGUCAGUUUCCAAAUUGUCGAUCUGAAGUGCAACACGACAACCAAAAAAAAUGUUACCUACAUUUGAUAACCCAUGGACCAAAGAGAUUUACUUGUUCAUAUUGUGAUUUCACUGCGCAUCAGCUCGAUCAGAUCGAGCAACAUUGCCAGAAAAAGAAAAAUACUGGAUGUCAGGGGGAAAUCAUCGAUCAUAUCGAUCAAACAAUGAUUGAUGAAUGGAGUAAUCUAGCAAUUGUUUGUUUCCCAACGUUUCCCAAUGUCAGAGAGCUCAGCGAUUUGUUCGCACAAGAACUAGCAAAGAGUCGUGAUGUUCAAGUGGUGCCAGAGCCGAGAGUUGCUCCUAUAAAGAACGAGAACGAAGAUUUGGAGGCUUUGCUCUUCGCGCGAAUUUCUUCAGCAGAAAGAGAAAGACUCCCGGAAGCGAAUGUCUCUCCAAGAUCAAGGCCGACCAGUCCGCUAAGGAGAUCAUGCUUUAUGCAACAAAGAACAAUUGAGGUUGACGAUGAGAAUACACAGAACACGGAGGAAAGGAUUGGUCGUCGACAGAUUGAAGAGCCUCCCUUGAUACCAAUUCUACCGCGCUCACGAUCAAUGAGUGAUGUUCGCCGAUUGGAUUAUCCAACAACCUCGGGAAAUGCUUCACCACAGUCCAAUGAUGUUCCAACCUUGUCUUUGUCGCUUGUAAAAGAUGAAAGCUCUCCAAGAAUUCAAGCAAUUCAACAACAAGACAGUGGUUUACAAAUUCAGCAAUUGACUCAAGAAGUUGGGAGAUUGAAAGCCGAGAAUGAAAUGCUGAAUACCAGAGUUGCCGACGAAAGGAAGCAGAAAGACAUGGCUCAAAGGCUGCUUGGACAACGGGUCACCGUGAUCGAGAUGCUUGAGGAAAGGAUUCUUCAAUUGGAAGCAGAACUGGAAAAGUGCGUUGUCACAUUGGAU